This is a messenger RNA of Rhinopithecus roxellana (golden snub-nosed monkey), 5470 nucleotides long. RefSeq names its product zinc finger protein 721 (gene ZNF721). The record is from RefSeq and is a predicted model, not a curated record. Lineage: Eukaryota; Metazoa; Chordata; Mammalia; Primates; Cercopithecidae. Gene Ontology annotation, biological process: regulation of DNA-templated transcription. Gene Ontology annotation, molecular function: RNA polymerase II cis-regulatory region sequence-specific DNA binding; DNA-binding transcription factor activity, RNA polymerase II-specific.
CAAUCAGAGCGCUGGAAUGAGAACUGCCCAAUCAGGCGCGCAGCCGGAGAGGAGGGGGCGGCAUCCGGGAUCUAGCGCGGCCUUGGCGUCUUGCUUCCGCCAGAGCUGGGUUAGGGCGUCACCGUCCUGCUUCCACCUCUCAGGGAGGCUUCGGUGACUCUGCCACAGCCUCAGCCUCCGCCUCCGUCGCUCUGUGACCAGCGGGUAUUGGAUGAUUCUACCUAAGACUUCGCGACACCCUUGAAGCCCUGAAAUGGAACCCUUAACAUUCAGGGAUGUGGCCAUAGAAUUCUCUCCAGAAGAGUGGAAAUGCCUGGACCCUGCCCAGCAGAAUUUAUAUAGAGAUGUGAUGUUGGAGAACUACAGAAACCUGGUCUCCCUGGCUAUGUGUUCUCAUUUCACCCAAGACUUUUUGCCAGGGCAGGGGAUAGAAGAUUCAUUCCACAAAUGUAUACUGAGAAGAUAUGAGAAAUGUGGGCAUGAGAAUUUACAAUUAAGGAGAGACUGUAAAAGUAUGAAUGUGUGUAAAGUGCAGAAAGGAGGUUAUAAUGUAAUUAAUCAAUGCUUGCCAAAUACCCAGAGCAAAAUAUUUCAGUGUAAUGCAGGUGUCAAAGUUUUUAGUAAAUUUGCAAAUUCAAACAAAGACAAGACAAGACAUACUGGAGAGAAACACUUGAAAUGUAACCAAUACGGCAAGUCAUUUCAGAAGUUCUCAGACAUAACUCAACAUAAAGGAAUUCAUGCUGGAGAGAAACCCUACACAUGUGAAGAAUGUGGCAAAGCCUUUGGACGGUCCACAGCCCUGAAUCAACACAAGAAAAUUCAUACUGGAGAGAAACCUUACAAAUGUGAAGAGAGUGGCAAAGCCUUUAGUAGGUCAAGAAACCUUGCUGCACAUAAGAGAAUUUACACAGGAGAGAAACUCUACACAUGUGAAGAUCGUGGCAGAGCCUUUGGAUGGUCCACAAACCUGAAUGAAUAUAAGAAAAUUCAUACUGGAGAUAAACCCUACAAAUGUAAAGAACGGGGGGAAGUGUUUAAACAGUCCUCACACCUGAAUAGACAAGAGAAAAUUCAUACUAGAAAGAAACCCAUCAAAUGUAAGGAAUGUGGCAAAGUCAUUACCUCAUCCUCAAGCUUUGCUCAACAUAAGAGGAUUCAUACAGGUGAGAAACCCUUUAAAUGUUUAGAAUGUGGUAAAGCCUUUAAUCGUUCCACAGUCCUUACUAAACAUAGGAGAAUUCAUACUGGAGAGAAACCCUACACAUGUGAAGAAUGCGGCAAAGCGUUUAGACAGUCUGCAAUCCUUUAUGUACAUAGGAGAAUUCAUACUGGAGAGAAACCCUACACAUGUGAAGAAUGUGGCAAAACCUUUAGACAGUCUGCAAACCUGUAUGCACAUAGGAGAAUUCAUACCAGAGAGAAACCUUACAAAUGUGAAGAGUGUGGCAAAGCAUUUGGACAGUACACAGACCUGAAUCGACAUAAGAACAUUCAUACUCGAGAGAAACCUUCCAAAUGUGAAGAGUGUGGCAAACACUUUGCAUGGCACACAGACCUGAAUCAACACAAGAAAACUUAUACUGGGGAGAAACCUUCCAAAUGUGAAGACUGUGGCAAAGCCUAUGCCCCAUCAACAGCCCUGAAUCAACACAAGAAAAUUCUUACUGGAGAGAAAAGUUACAAAUGUGAAGAGUGUGGCAAAGCCUUUGGACGGUACACAGCCCUGAAUCAACACAAGAAAAUUCAUACUGGAGAGAAACCUUACAAAUGUGAAGAGAGUGGCAAAGCCUAUGCCCCAUCAACAGACCUGAAUCAACACAAGAAAAUUCUUACUGGAGAGAAAAGUUACAAAUGUGAAGAGUGUGGCAAAGCCUUUGGACGGUACACAGCCCUGAAUCAACACAAGAAAAUUCAUACUGGAGAGAAACCUUACAAAUGUGAAGAGAGUGGCAAAGCCUUUAGUAGGUCAAGAAACCUUGCUGCACAUAAGAGAAUUUACACAGGAGAGAAACUCUACACAUGUGAAGAUCGUGGCAGAGCCUUUGGAUGGUCCACAAACCUGAAUGAAUGUAAGAAAAUUCAUACUGGAGAUAAACCCUGCAAAUGUAAAGAACAGGGGGAAGUGUUUAAACAGUGCUCACACCUGAAUAGACAUGAGAAAAUUCAUACUAGAAAGAAACCCAUCAAAUGUAAGGAAUGUGGCAAAGUCAUUACCUCAUCCUCAAGCUUUGCUCAACAUAAGAGGAUUCAUACAGGUGAGAAACCCUUUAAAUGUUUAGAAUGUGGUAAAGCCUUUAAUCGUUCCACAGUCCUUACUAAACAUAGGAGAAUUCAUACUGGAGAGAAACCCUACACAUGUGAAGAAUGCGGCAAAGCGUUUAGACAGUCUGCAAUCCUUUAUGUACAUAGGAGAAUUCAUACUGGAGAGAAACCCUACACAUGUGAAGAAUGUGGCAAAACCUUUAGACAGUCUGCAAACCUGUAUGCACAUAGGAGAAUUCAUACGGGAGAGAAACCUUACAAAUGUGAAGAGUGUGGCAAAGCCUUUGGACAAUACACAGACCUGAAUCGACAUAAGAACAUUCAUACUCGAGAGAAACCUUCCAAAUGUGAAGAGUGUGGCAAACACUUUGCAUGGCACACAGACCUGAAUCAACACAAGAAAACUUAUAGUGGGGAGAAACCUUCCAAAUGUGAAGACUGUGGCAAAGCCUAUGCCCCAUCAACAGCCCUGAAUCAACACAAGAAAAUUCAUACUGGAGAGAAACCUUACAAAUGUGAAGAGAGUGGCAAAGCCUUUAGUAGGUCAAGAAACCUUGCUGCACAUAAGAGAAUUUACACCGGAGAGAAACCCUACACAUGUGAAGAUCGUGGCAGAGCCUUUGGAUGGUCCACAAACCUGAAUGAAUAUAAGAAAAUUCAUACUGGAGAUAAACCCUACAAAUGUAAAGAAUGUGGGAAAGUGUUUAAACAGUCCUCACACCUGAAUAGACAUGAGAAAAUUCAUACUGGAAAGAAACCCUUCAAAUGUAAGGAAUAUGGCAAAGUCAUUACCUCAUCCUCAAGCUUUGCUAAACAUAAGAGGAUACAUACAGGUGAGAAACCUUUCAAAUGUUUAGAAUGUGGUAAAGCCUUUAAUCGUUCCACAGUCCUUACUAAACAUAGGAGAAUUCAUACUGGAGAGAAACCCUACACAUGUGAAGAAUGCGGCAAAGCGUUUAGACAGUCUGCAAUCCUUUAUGUACAUAGGAGAAUUCAUACUGGAGAGAAACCCUACACAUGUGAAGAAUGUGGCAAAACCUUUAGACAGUCUGCAAACCUUUGUGCACAUAGGAGAAUUCAUACCAGAGAGAAACCUUACAAAUGUGAAGAGUGUGGCAAAGCAUUUGGACGCUACACAGACCUGAAUCGACAUAAGAACAUUCAUACUCGAGAGAAACCUUCCAAAUGUGAAGAGUGUGGCAAACACUUUGCAUGGCCCACAGACCUGAAUCAACACAAGAAAACUUAUACUGGGGAGAAACCUUCCAAAUGUGAAGACUGUGGCAAAGCCUAUGCCCCAUCAGCAGACCUAAAUCAACACAAGAAAAUUCCUACUGGAGAGAAAAGUUACAAAUGUGAAGAGUGUGGCAAAACCUUCGGACGGUCCACAGCCCUGAAUCAACACAAGAAAAUUCAUACUGGAGAGAAACCUUACAAAUGUGAAGAAAGUGGCAAAGCCUUUAGUAGGUCAAGAAACCUUGCUGCACAUAAGAGAAUUUACACCAGAGACAAACCCUACACAUGUGAAGAUCGUGGCAGAGCCUUUGGAUGGUCCACAAACCUGAAUGAAUGUAAGAAAAUUCAUACUGGAGAUAAACCCUACAGAUGUAAAGAACAGGGGGAAGUGUUAAAACAGUGCUCACACCUGAAUAGACAAGAGAAAAUUCACACUGGAAAGAAACCCUACAAAUGUGAGGAAUGUGGCAAAGUCAUUACCACAUCCUCAAGCUUUGCUAAACAUAAGAGGAUUCAUACAGGUGAGAAACCCUUUAAAUGUUUAGAAUGUGGUAAAGCCUUUAAUAGUUCCACAGUCCUUAUUAAACAUAGGAGAAUUCAUACUGGAGAGAAACCCUACACAUGUGAAGAAUGUGGCAAAGCCUUUAGACAGUCCGCAAUCCUUUAUGUACAUAGGAGAAUUCAUACUGGAGAGAAACCUUACAAAUGUGAAGAGUGUGGCAAAACCUUUAGACAGUCUGCAAACCUUUAUGCACAUAGGAGAAUUCAUACUGGAGAGAAACCUUACAAAUGUGAAGAGUGUGGCAAAGCCUUUGGACGCUACACAGACCUGAAUCGACAUAAGAACAUUCAUACUCGAGAGAAACCUUACAAAUGUGAAGAGUGUGGCAAACACUUUGCAUGGCACAUAGACCUGAAUCAACACAAGAAAAUUCAUACUGGAGAGAAAAGUUACAAAUGUGAAGAGUGUGGUAAAGCCUUUGGACAGUCCACAGCCCUGAAUCAACACAAGAAAAUUCAUACUGGAGAGAAACCUUACAAAUGUGAAGAGGAUGACAAAGCCUUUAGUAGGUCAAGAAACCUUGCUGCACAUAAGAGAAUUUACACCGGAGAGAAACCCUACACAUGUGAAGAUCAUGGCAGAGCCUUUCGAUGGUUCAGAAACCUGAAUGAAUAUAAGAAAAUUCAUACUGGAGAUAAACCCUACCAAUGUAAAGAAUGGGGGGAAGUGUUUAAACAGUCCUCACACCUGAAUAGACAAGAGAAAAUUCAUACUGGAAAGAAACCCUACAAAUGUGAGGAAUGUGGCAAAGUCAUUACCACAUCCUCAAGCUUUGCUAAACAUAAGAGGAUACAUACAGGUGAGAAACCCUUUAAAUGUUUAGAAUGUGGUAAAGCCUUUAAUAGUUCCACAGUCCUUACUAAACAUAGGAGAAUUCAUACUGGAGAGAAACCCUACGCAUGUGAAGAAUGCGGCAAAGCCUUUAGACAGUCCGCAAUCCUUUAUGUACAUAGGAGAAUUCAUACUGGAGAGAAACCCUACACAUGUGAAGAAUGUGGCAAAACCUUUAGACAGUCUGCAAACCUUUAUGCCCAUAAGAAAAUUCAUACUGGAGAUAAACCAUACCAGUGUAAAGGAUGUGGCAAAGCCUUUAAGCCGUACUCCAGCCUUCUUAAACAUCAGAGAACUCAUACCAGGGGAAUGUCUUAUAAAGGUCGCAGUCUUUAAAUAUUCUUCUAGCCUUUCUAAUUUUAAGAUAUUUCAUCAUGGAGAGAAACGCUACAAAUACGAAAAAUGUGAGAAAGCUUUUAACCACACCUCAAUCUGUUGUUAACAAUAAGUAAUUAUAUUGAAGCCGGGCGCGGUGGCUCAAGUCUGUAAUCCCAGCACUUUGGGAGGCCGAGACGGGCGGAUCACGAGGUCAGGAGAUCAAGACCAUCCUGGCUAACAUGGUGAAACCUCGUCUCU